AUGGCUCCCUCCGACCGUCUCACCCAGGUCAACAAGCACCUCAACUACCCGGCUGGCAUGCUCGCCGGCCAAGUAGCCAUCAUCACUGGUGCAGGCCAGGGUAUCGGCGCCGAAGCAGCACGCCUCUUUGCCAAUGAAGGUGCCAAGGUAGUCGUCGCUGAUAUUGACAGCAAGAAGGCGAAUGCUGUCGCUGACGCUAUCAACGCCGUCGAGCCGGGCCGUGCACUCGCUGUCGUCGGCGAUAUCCUGGACGCCAGUUACGUCGAGACGCUGGUGAAGCAGACGGCCGAGUUUGGCGGUGGCAAGAUCCAUAUUAUCAUUAACAAUGCCGGGUUUACCUGGGACGGUGUGAUUCACAAGAUGACAGAUAAGCAAUGGGACACCAUGCUAGCCGUACACAACACGGCGCCAUUCCGUCUCGUCCGCGCCGCAGCCCCGUACUUCCGCGUUAAGGAUAAGGAGCCCCGAGUUAUUAUCAACAUUAGCAGUACGAGCGGUAUCCACGGAAACGCCGGCCAAGCAAACUACGCCGUCGCCAAAGCCGGCGUCGUCGGCCUAACCCGCACAAUCGCCAAAGAAUGGGGCCCGGCCUUCGGCGUCCGCUCAAACACCAUCGCCUUCGGCUACGUGACCACCCGUCUUACAGCAGCCAAGGAAGCCGGUGCUUUCAUCACCACGCCCGACGGGACUAAGGUUGCCCUCGGUAUCCCCGGGAAGCAGUUGGAUGGGAAGAAGGGCGAUGAGGCGGCCGCUUAUCCGGAUAUUCCGCUGCGCAGGCCGGCGAGUCCUGAGGAAGCGGCCAGGGCGGUGCUGGGUGUUGCGAGUCCGUAUUUCUCGUAUGUUAAUGGGGAGACUAUUCGGGUUACUGGGGGGAGGAAUAUGUAA
Messenger RNA from Penicillium cataractarum, 885 nucleotides. Its product is annotated as SDR family NAD(P)-dependent oxidoreductase. NCBI's taxonomy places the organism in Eukaryota, Fungi, Ascomycota, Eurotiomycetes, Eurotiales, Aspergillaceae. Gene Ontology annotation, molecular function: oxidoreductase activity, acting on the CH-OH group of donors, NAD or NADP as acceptor. The transcript has 4 exons. The record is from RefSeq and is a predicted model, not a curated record. Bases 1 to 885 code for a protein of 294 amino acids.